AUGAGGCUACCUCAGACGCUUCGUGCCGGUGGCCUCGCUCUCUGGCUCUUGCCUAUCAUUUACACCUUCUACUCUCGCAUCCCAGAGUGCGGUCAAUAUGCUGCUCCAGCGAGCUUUGACUGCCCCAUAAAUGUCUGUUGCAGUGCUUUUGGAUUCUGUGGUGUUACGUCCGACUUUUGUGGCAAAGGCUGCGAGCCCAACUCGAAAGGCGAUGGCUGUGGUCAGCCCGAUCACGCAACUUGCUCGGAAAGUACUGAUGCAAUGGCAUUUGACCGUCGCAUUGGAUACUACGAGUUAUUCAACAUUCACAAGAGUUGUAACGUGAUUGAGCCGGAGUCUCUCGUUAUUGAACCUUUUUCUCAUAUCAAUCUGGCCUUCGUGAACUUUGGUGACGACUACGAGCUCAUGGAUGAAUACGGCGAUGUUGUGGACCGGAUGUCCUUCCUCAAGUUCACCAAUUCGGGUCUUCGCAUCAACAUCGCUGUUGGAGGAUGGACAUUCAGUGACCCACCAACGCAGUCGUUCUGGAGCAAAAUGGCACGCUCUCACGAGAAUCGCCAGACAUUUAUCAACUCUGUGGUAAAAUAUCUACAAGACUACCAUUUGGAUGGAGUUGAUUUAGACUGGGAGUAUCCAUCUGCACCUGACCGUGGUGGCACAGAAGAUGAUGCUGCCAACUAUGUCAUCCUGCUAGCAGAAAUGCGCAAGGCCUUCGACCAUGAGAACCCAGGAUGGGAGAUCUCCGUAACAAUACCGACCAGCUACUGGUAUCUGCGUGGCUUUGAUCUCGAAGGGAUGCAGAGAUAUACCGAUUAUAUUAAUCUCAUGAGCUACGAUCUUCACGGUAUGUGGGACAAGGACAGCAAGUGGACGGGUGCAUAUUUGGCCGGCCAUACCGACAUUACUCAAAUUGAACUCGGUUUGGAUCUCCUCUGGCGGAACAACAUCGAUCCGGCCAACGUUGUUUUUGGCUUUGCAUUCUAUGGUCGCUCAUUUACCAUGGUGGAUGAAGAUUGCAGUGAGCCAAACGGAAAGUGCAAGUUUAGUACUGGAGGAGCGCCUGGGUCCUGUACAGAUACGGCGGGCAUUCUCUCAUAUGCAGAAAUUAGCUCUCGAAAUAACUCUCAGGAUGUGCACACUCAUUACGAUCCAAAAACCACUGUCAAAUACAAUGUGUACCAAGGCUCACAGUGGAUUUCGUAUGACGAUGCGCAGUCCUUUAACGACAAAAAGAAGUUCAUUUCCAAGCACUGUCUAAGUGGCUGGAUGGUCUGGGCAAUUGACCAGGAUGAUGGUGAAUUCAAUGCUCUAUCUGGCCUUAUUGGCGAGGAUCUCUCGUCAUUACAGAUGGCAAGCAAUGAUGAUGGCCGCUCAAAAAAGGUCCUCGCUGAUGCUUUCGCAGCUUAUAACAGUCAGAACUGUUUCGUAACAGAUCGCUGCACCGAUGGCUCAAGCAAAGAAAAGAACCCAGAUCAGGCGGGAGGCAAAAAGCGUCAUGGAGACUGCAAUGAGGGCUGGUAUAGGAGCAUCUGUUGCCCGAAAGAUGCUAUGCCUAAGAAUUGCGAGUGGAACGGUGCCCCUGAGCGCAGCGAGUUUGGUUGUGACGGCAAGUGUGGCAGCAACCAAUUCAAACUCAACCAGGAUACCUCACUAGAUGCCAAAGGUGAGGGACAGUGCUUUACUGGAGCCCGAUAUCUCUGCUGUGACUCUACCUUCAUGUUCCAAAAGUGUGACUGGACCGAUUGCCAGGGGCCUUUGGUCAUCAGCGAUUCGACGAAAUGCCCUAAAGGUGACGACUACUACACUUAUCGGUUUGACAAACCGAAUGGUAAGCCGUGGUGCUCAGACACGUACGUCUCACCUGUGGAUGGUUUGGUUGGAAGUCCGCACAAGCAAGCGUUCAAGAGUGGGCUGUGUUGUUCCCAUGAUCAGAGCUUCAAGAACUGCCAAUGGACGAACAUGUUUACCGAUGGUGAUGUCAUAGGAGCUGAGUGCAAGCCUCGACCUUGCUCGGCUGGUAAGGUCAAGAUUGCUGGUGCACUUAAUCCACAGACACCUCCUGGUAACACUGGUAGCAUUGGUAACAGCAAUACAUGCGACUCCCACACCCCGGAGGAUGGAAUGGACCAGGAGUGGUCGUACUGUUGCGAUCCACCCACAAAGUACAACAGCAAGUGGCCCGUGGACCCCAAAUAUCUGUGGGCGAAGUAUUACAACGAAGUUGACGAAUCCGACGUGGUUUGGAAAUACCGCGAUGAAUAUGCCAAUAACAAUGAGGAUGAUGAACGCUCCACGAAAGAGGAUGGCACCGAUGCGUAUGGCUUUGUCAUGCUAGAUGGACCUGAAGGGUCUAUCGACAACGACUUCUCAUCUAGUCAAACUGUUGUUCGCCGCUCGCCUAUUGUUUCCAAAGCAAAACGGUCUAUUUUGACAACCAACCAGACUAUCAUGGACAGCAUCUUUGACCAUGCCGAGGAAACUUUCCAUGUCUAUUGCAACUUCCCUGUUGGCUCGAAAGAAUGCGAACGUGUGUUUAUCGAUGGUGCAGAGGACACGAUUAUCUCUCUUCCGCAUCAUGUGGGCGAAGGUCCCUUUGCACGCAUUGUGUCGAUGAAAUUAGCCGAAGACGCUUUCCAGCUACCUGGCCACCACUUACAGCACCGAUCCUUGGAGAGAAUCUCGAACCCAGUUUACGAAGUCAAGGUUGACUACAACUUCCAAGAUAUCAAGCUCAAGCGGGACGAUGAUGCUGUGCAGAUUCGUGUUGACUACACCAACCUAAUGGGAUACUGGGAUGAGAUGACCAACUCUCCGGCUAGCCGCAUGAAGCGUGGGAUGGGCGAACGCAGCCUCACCCAGGAUGAGUGGCGUGCGCGCAUUCAGCGAGCCUCCAAACGCGACAAAGAGUUUAGGAAGCGCGAGGAGCCCGUGAAAGUCAAGACGCCAAUGGAGGUCACCAAAGUGCAGCCCGAGAAGCGUUGGUACGGCGCGUUUGCAGAGUGGUUGAAAAAGCUGACCACUGUGACAAAGUCCAGCGUGGGUGUAAUUGAGUUGGGUCUCAGUAAAACCAUUAACCUCUUCUACGCCAAAUGGGGAUGUCCCGGCGAGACCUACUUUGGUGAACUGAAGAUGGAUUUGGAGGCCGAUCUGUCAAUGGAUGCAACCUACGCCUACUAUCUCCCUGCAACAUUCAUUCCGCCUGGCAAGCCAGAAACCUUUGCAUACUUUGGAAUGGAGCCUGAAGCCUACAUUGGACUGCACGUCGAAGGUAGAGUUAUAGCGCAGACGCAGACUAAACGCAAGAAGAUCAUUGAUACCCUCACUUACCCUGGACUAGCUGUCAAGGGAAUUGCGGCUGUCGGGCCUACCUUGGAUGUUUACGGCCAGAUACGCGGCAAAAUCACGCUCUUUGGCUCACUUGAUGCAGGAGCAAAGAUGUCUUUCGGAAAGGCCGAAAUAUUCUGGCCCCAGGACGACGACUUGCAAGAAAAAUACGCGAGCCUGCUCGGUCUUGAGAGCAAAACCAAAUCUCCUGCGCCUGGUACAAUUGAACCAGUCUUCCACGCUGGAGUCGCCGUCGAUGCGCAGAUUGAUGUUCUCAUCACCCCACAAGCCAGCAUCGGUAUCAAGCUUGUUGCCGGCAAAACAUUGAUGGAUGCUCAGCUAAGCGGUUAUGUGGAGACUGACCUCUCGUUCCAGGCUCAUGGUGACUACGACACGUCUGACAAUGCUUUCCACUAUCGAUUUGGGGCGUAUCUGUUCUACAACAUUGGGUAUAAGGCAGUGGCUAAGGUUCUCAGCUACAUUGACUGGGCAACGGGAGAUCGCAAGGCAUAUUCGCCCGACAAAAUGCUCAAAUUGUACGAAAAGACGGGCACCAUUCCGAUGUCGGCGUCUGACGUAGGAAAGCGAGACCUUUCUAUAGCGGCCGAUGCUCAACGGCAUGAGAUCGAGGCAGAUAUACCUUACAACAGCACAAUGUCCGUUUUGGAACCAGCUGCCGAUAUAUUCCGCCGAGCUGACGUUACAAUGACGGACCCGAAUGAUCCCUCGUUUAGUAAUCAGGGCCAAUGUCCACCCGGAGCUAGUGGCUUCCAGCUUCCACAAUUGCGAUUCAAUUGUGGCUGGCUUGGUCCAUACCGGGGCGUAAACGACAUCCAUGGGCUUACAUAUGAUGUGCCCGGGCUCUGCGACAACAUUGUCAAUAUUACGCCAUUGCGCUCAAAAUUCACAUUCGCGCAAGACGCGGAUGCGAAAAUAGCCAGAUAUAACUCAGUGUGUCCAGACGGCGCGUGUGCGGAAGCGACUACUCAGUUAAAUAAGGCAUUGAGGCGAAGUGGUUUGCAACUCGAAUGUGAUGAGUUUCCCUGGAAGUCUAGUGAGCAAGGAGGAACAUGGCCACCUGAGAGUCAGCGCCGCACGGAGUGUGUCACCCGCUUCCAGAACGGUUGGCACGGGAAAUGCCUCGCAUUGGUUGGGCAACUUACAUCCAACUGGAAACACCUGGAUCCCGAUUCGCGGACAGAUCCCAACAAGAAAGAUUAUUGGGUGUUCUGGCAGAAAAAGACAGACUGGACCCACGCGGGCAAUUAUGGGAGAGGAGAGGAGAGGGUAUAUGAGCAAAAGCUCAUUGAAUACGACGAAGAAAUGCCACCUCCAGAUCUUGGGAACCAAGGAGAUAACAAGAAGCUAUCGUGGGCUUUCAAACGAGACUAUAAGACUGACUGGCUUAUUCCUCAAAAUUCACUCACGUCUGCAGACUGGUGGAAUGCUAACACACCAACUUGGUACACUCCCAAAAGUGUGGGCCCUCUUACUAUGGAUUCGGUUCUUUGCGCGCUCAAUCAUUUCGGUCAGGACGAUGUGUACAAACUACCAGGUAACAGUGCAAGCAGCUCGGGCUCGUCUAAACGGGACACUCAGAAGUCGGAUGGAUGGGAAGCUGAAAGCAUUGAGUAUGUGGAGGAUCUGAACGAUGCCGAGAUGGCUCAGUUAUUGGGCCAAGAUGAAUCUGAACAGGAAUGA
Penicillium concentricum is the source of this 5025-nucleotide messenger RNA. RefSeq lists its product as uncharacterized. Bases 1 to 5025 code for a protein of 1674 amino acids. NCBI's taxonomy places the organism in Eukaryota, Fungi, Ascomycota, Eurotiomycetes, Eurotiales, Aspergillaceae. Gene Ontology annotation, molecular function: chitin binding; hydrolase activity, hydrolyzing O-glycosyl compounds. Gene Ontology annotation, biological process: carbohydrate metabolic process. The transcript is spliced from 15 exons. The record is from RefSeq and is a predicted model, not a curated record.